Nerophis ophidion (straightnose pipefish) is the source of this 8608-nucleotide messenger RNA. RefSeq lists its product as uncharacterized. The transcript has 2 exons. The record is from RefSeq and is a predicted model, not a curated record. Lineage: Eukaryota; Metazoa; Chordata; Actinopteri; Syngnathiformes; Syngnathidae. Bases 4212 to 5153 code for a protein of 313 amino acids.
UACGGUCGAUCGCGAGCUACCGGUCGAUCACGGAGGAUGUGUUAAUCGAUCGCCAGGCAUUUAAAAAAAAACAACUAAAAAUUAGCGAUCAUCAAUCUUCACCAAGACAUCACUUUUGUCACUUGAUUGACAUUCACGACACCUGAGGGUCUUGUGAGAUGACACUGGCUGCUGCGAGCUCAUUAUUAUAGCCAGAGAAUGAUCCAAAAUAUGUUUAGCAAUUCAAUAAUCUUUGGAACGAUAGAGAUUGGAUCAGAUAUAAACAAUAGUAAAUCAUCCGCGUAUAGAGAAUGUGUGAGUUCUAGACCGGGGACGGCGUGGCGCAGUGGGAGAGUGGCCGUGCGCAACCCGAGGGUCACUGGUUCAAAUCCCACCUAGAACCAACCUCGUCAUGUCCGUUGUGUCCUGAGCAAGACACUUCACCCUUGCUCCUGAUGGGUGCUGGUUGGCGCCUUGCAUGGCAGCUCCCUCCAUCAGUGUGUGAAUGUGUGUGUGAAUGGGUAAAUGUGGAAGUAGUGUCAAAGCGCUUUGAGUACCUUGAAGGUAGAAAAGCGCUAUACAAGUACAACCCAUUUAUCAUUUAUUUAUUAAGAAAAAGUGAUAGACAGGAAGGCGGGAAACACUUUUUAUUUCAACACAUUCGCGCCGUACCUGCUGUCAAAACUUUAAAGACCAACUGCACAGUUCCUAUCUUCACAAUAAAAGCUCUGCUUCCUCAUGCCUGCGCUAAAAAAAUAAGAGUCUCAGAAAGCUGGGGUGCACAAGCUAGGAAGCUUCGGAGCUAAUGGAUUUGUUGUAAAGUGUAUAAAAACGAGUAUGGAAGCUGGACUAAUAAGAUUCCAAAAACCAACCACAUUCAUGUGGUUUUGGACAGAAGGGAGGACUUUUGUUCUCCUCCAUUUGAAAAUGCCGACGUUAUCCGCACUUCUGUCGGAUUUUGAAUCAAUGCAAGUCAUCUGAAUCAGGUAAUACUUCAACUUAUAGUCUUGUCUUCAUGAAAGAAAGGACUCUAUAUGUGUUAAACAUUGCAUUAUCAUUAAAAACCUUUAUUUGUUAAAAAAAAACAUAUGUUUCAUAAAUCAAAACAUAUAAAGCAUAUCUAUGAAUGAGGUAGAGCUCCUCGACUUGGUCAAUUGAAAAGUAGCUCGCCUGCAGAAGAAGUGUGGGCACCCCUGAUGUAGAUGAUCUAUGUCUGCAGUACAGAUUUACUUUACAAAAGAGAAGUGUUGGAUACUUCUCUUGUUGCCUUAGUUGUAUUUGAAUUGAUUAACUCCUCUCUGAGCUGCCACCUUAUCGUGGUAGAGGAGUUUGCGUGUCCCAAUGAUCCUAGGAGCUAUGUUGGCUUCCAUGCCCCCUGAUAGGGUCUCCCAAGACAAACAGGUCCUAGGUGAGGGAUCAGACAAAGACCAGCUCAAAGACUUCUAUGGGAAUCCAAAAACAGAGACUCUGAUUUCCCUCACCCGGACGCGAGUCACCGGAGCCACCCCUCUGGAGCCAGGCCCGGAGUUGGGGCACGAUUGCGAGCACCUGGUGGCCGGUCCUGUUCCCAGGGGCCUGGGCGGACGCAGCCCGAAGAGGCAUCGUGGGUCCCCCCUCCAAUGGGAUCACCACUCAAGGAAGGGGCCAUAGACGUCGGUUGCGUUGUGAGCUGGGCGGAAGCCGAAUGCGGGGUACUUUUCAGUCCAGUCCUUGGCUACAUAAGCUAGCUCUAGGGCAAUGGGUCCCAAACUUUUGCAGGCUGGCGCCCCCUUGGCUCCCCAGUGAACUCCUAGCGCCCCCCCCCAGACACAUAUGGAAACAAACACCUCUUUCUUGAUAUUUGGUAUGCUGCAAUUUGAAAAGAGAAAGGUUAAACACAAAUGUGUAUUUCACAAAUAAAACCCAAUUUAGUAAACCAAUUUAUUUUUUAGCAGUUUUAACUGUUUCAGCAACAUAGAAUGGUAAAUACCACCCUAACCAGCUCAACACAACACGGCGCGUUCUGGCGAGUCCCCAAUUUCAUGUUGACUUGAACUCAAGAUGAUGUUGACCGCCAGAAUGCGGUUUUUAUUAUAAGAUAAAAUUCUGAACAUUACAAGCUUGAAAUUACAAACCCGAGCUUUUGCUUUUGUAGUCUAUGCUGUCGGAUCUGACUGGGCCAGAGCGGCGUGUGGUAACCGGACCCUGAUGCGUCGUCCACUGACUCGUCCUGCUGCACGUGUUGUGUACAAAUCGUCAAACAAACGUUCAAACUUCUGACUUCGACUUCGGACUGCCGCCCCCCUACCGCCCCCCUCUUCCUCACCGCCCCCCCAGAUCUUUCCACCGCACCCAAGGGGGCGGUACCGCCCACUUUGCGAACCACUGCUCUAGGGACAUGGAAUGUCAUCUCGCUGGGGGGAAGAAAGAAGCCUGAGCUAGUGCGCGAGGUGGAGAAAUUCUGGCUGGAUAUAGUCUGAGUCACAGCAAGGGCUCUGGAACCAGUUCUCUCGAGAGGGGCUGGACUCUUUCACACUGGUGCUGCACGCAGUGAGAGGCAACGGGCUGGGGUAGCAAUUCUUGUUGCCCCCCCGGCUCAAAGCCUGCACGUUGGAGUUCCACCCAGUGGACGAGAGAGUAGCUUCCCUCCAGGCUUUCGGGUGGGGGGACGGGUCCUGACGGUUGUUUGUGCUUAUGCAUCAAACAGCAGUUCAGAGUACCCACCCUUUUUGGAUACACUCGAGGGAGUACUGUAUAGUACUCCCCCGGGCAAUUUUCUUGUCCUACUGGGGGUCUUCAACGCUCAUGUUGGCAAUGACAGUGAACCCUAGAGAGGCGUGAUUGGAAAGAAUGGCCGCCAAGCUCUGAACCCGAGGGGUGUUUUGUUUUAGGACUUUUGUGCUCUUCACAGACUGUCCAUAAAAAACACCAUGUUCAAGCAUAAGGGUGUCCAUAUGUGCACUUGGCACCAGGGCACCUUUGGCCACAGUUCCAUGAUCGACUUUGUUGUUGUGUCAUUGGAUUUUGCUCAUGUUUUGGACACUCGGGUGAAGAGAGGGCCAGAGCUUUCUACCGAUCACCACCUGGUGGUGAGCUGGCUGUGAUGGUGGGGGAGGAUGCCGGAGAGACCUGGCAGGCCCAUACGCAGUGUGAGGGUCUGCCAUUAAUGUCUGGCAGUCUCCUAUCAGAGAGAGUUUCAAUUCCCACCUCGAGAACAACUUUGAACAUGUCACGAGGGAGGUGCUGGAUUGAGUCAGAGUGGACAAUGUUCUGCACCUCCAUUGUCGAGGCGGCUGAUUGAAGCAGUGGCCGCAUAGGUAGUUGGUGCCUUUCGUGGCGGUAAUUCUGAAACCCGUUGGUGGACACCGGCGGUGAGGUAUGCCGUCAAGCUGAAGAAAGAGUCCUCUUAUUUCUUUUGGCUCAUGAGACACCGGAGGCAGCGGACGGUUACCGACAGGCCAAGCGUUGUGCGGCUUCAGCGCCGCGGAGGCAAAAACUUGGACAUGGGUGGAGUUUAGGGAAGCCAUGGAAAACGACUUCCGGACAGCUUCGAAGCGAUUCUGGACCACUAUGCGCCGCCUCAGGAAGGUGAAGCAGUGCACCGUCAACACAGUGUAUGGUGAGGAUGGUAUUCUGCUGACCUCGACUGCGGAUGUUGUGGAUCGGUGGAGAGAAUACUUCGAAGACCUCCUCAAUCCCUCCAACACGUCUUCCUAAGAGAAAGCAGUGCUUGGGGAAUAUGUUGUGGGCUCUCUUAAUUCUGGGGCUGAAGUUGCUGAGGUAUUUAAAAAGCUCUUCAGUGGCAAGGCCCCGGAGGUGGAUGAGAUCCGGCUGGAGUUCCUCUAGGCUCUGGAGGCUGUAGGGCUGUCUUGGUUGACAAGACUGCAGCAUCGCGUGGACAUCGGGGGGGCGGUACCUCUGGAUUGGCAGACCAGGGUGGUGGUUCCUCUUUUUAAGAAGGGGAACCGGAGGGUGUGUUCUAACUAUUGUGGGAUCACACUUCUUAGCCUUCCCGGUAAGGUCUAUUCAGGUGUACUGGAGAGGAGGCUAAAAGAGGCUAGUCGAACCUCGGAUUCAGGAGUAACAGUGUGGUUUCCGUCCUGGUUGUGUAACUGUGGACCAGCUCUAUACUCUCGGCAGGGUCCUUGAGGGUGGAUGGGAGUUUGCCCAACCAGUCUACAUGUGCUUUGUGGACUUGGAGAAGGCAUUCGACCGUGUCCCUCGGGAAGUCCUGUGGGGUGUGCUAAGAGAGUAUGGGGUUUGGACUGGCGGUCCACUCCCUGUACAAUCAGUGUCAGAGCUUGGUCCGCAUUGCCGGCAGUAAGACGGACACGUUUCCAGUGAGGGUUGAACUCUGCCAAGGCUGCCCUUUGUCACCGAUUCCGUUCAUAACUUUUAUGGACAGAAUUUCUAGGCGCAGUCAAGGAGUUGAGGGGAUCUGGUUUGGUGGCUGCAGGAUUAGGUAUCUGCUUUUUGCAGAUGAUGUGGUCCUGAUGGCUUCAACUGGCCAGGAUCUUCAGCUCUCACUGGAUCGGUUCGCAGCAGAGUGUGAAGCGACUGGAAUGAGAAUCAGCACCUCCAAGUCAGAGUCCAUGGUUCUCGCCUGGAAAAGGUUUGAGUGCCAUCUCCGGGUUGGGAAGGAGGUCAAGUACUUUGGAGUCUUGUUCACGAGUGAGGGAAGAGUGGAUCGUGAGAUCGACAGGCGGAUCGGUGCACCGUCUUCAGUAAUGCGGACGUUGUAUCGAUCAGUUGUGGUGAAGAAGGAGCUGAGCCGGAAGGCAAAGCUCUCAAUUUACCGGUCGAUCUACGUUCCCAUCCUCACCUAUGGUCAUAAGCUUUGGGUUUUGACCGAAAGGACAAGAUCACGGGUACAAAAAGCCGAAAUGAGCUUCCUCCACGGGUCGGUGGGGCUCUCCUUUAGAGAUAGGAUGAGAUGCUCUGCCAUCCGGGGGGAGCUCAAAGUAAAGCCGCUGCUCCUCCACAUCGAUAGGAGUCAGACUAGGUGGUUCGGGCAUCUGGUUAGGAUUCCACCCGAAUGCCUCCCUAGGGAGGUGUUUAGGGCACGUCUGACCGGCAGGAGGCCACCGGGAAGACCCAUGACACGUUGGGAAGACUAUGUCUCCCAGCUGGCCUGGGAACGCCAGGCCAGCCUUACCCUACUUAGGCUGCUGCCCUCGCGACCCGACCUCGGAUGAGCGGAAGAAGAUGGAUGGAUGGAAUUUAUUAAAUAUUUGGUUAGAAUUUUAUUAAUCAAAACCAGUUUUCUUUUAAGUAAUAAAAACAUUCAUCUCAUCUGUUAUCUAUUUUUUGGAGGAAUGUAGUUAUUCAUAGAACUGGCCUCCAAUGUUAGCAAAAAGUAUAGAUUUUGGAUCAAGAAUCGUUUUGAAUCGAGAUUUGAUUCUGAAUCAAAUCGUGUGGUGCCCAAAGAUGUACAGCCCUAAUGAAAACUACAACUCACCAUAACGCUGAAUUAGUUGGGCCCUGUCCUUUUUAAAGGAAACUCUCCAAAGUAUUUUGUUUUUCACAAAUUUUUGCAUGUGGGCUUAUUUUUUGGCAAACGUGUUAGUUAUACGUGGUACGUAUAGCAAUAGCAUAGAAAUAUAAAAAAACUAAAUAUACUUUCUAUUAUUUCCAAUGAGUUUCAAUGUGUUUCUGUUGAUUUGUAUUUCUAUUCAAGUUAUUUAUUCAUAGUUUUUGCAUUAUAUGAACGGCUUCCAGCCCGACAUCGUGCGGUUUGCAUGGACCAUCGAUGAAAGACAUCGCGAAGCAGGUUUGACUCUCGUUUAUUGUUUCAAUAAAACAGUUUGUGUCCCAGUCGGUCGCACCGAUUUCCAGCACUUCCUCCUUUGCUGCUCGUCUUGGCUCGCCUUUCGGUCGCCGGUGACUCCGUCUGCCUCGGGGGCUCAUCACUCGUCUGAUCUCGCUUGUCUUUUGUCUGCUGGUUCUCCUACUUCUUCUGCCCCAAUUGCUCCUCCUUCUCCCCUUUUAUACAGCAGGAGAAGAUGCACAGAUUGAGAGUAGGUGUGUGUUUUACGCACUUGGCUCCAAGUGCUGCAGCGUCGCUCCGGGCGCGCAUCGCCUCUCACUCCGCCUCCUGGCGUCCAUCUUGAGUAGGACCACGGUUUGUCCUACCCCGCAGUCGGCCCUUCUGCUCCGCCUCUCCACACAUUAGUUCAUACACUACAUAGAUACACGUAUGUUUUUUUUCGGUGUAAUUUCUCCAUGCGUAAACACAUCUGUUAAUUUGCAAUAAUACCAACACUUUUACUUACUGGGAGAUGUGUACUUUUUUUCCAGUUACCUUACUAUGCAAUAAUUUAGCACACUUGCACUUUAGCGCUAUUGUGGGGCGGUAUAGCUCGGUUGGUAGAGUGGCCGUGCCAGCAACUUGAGGGUUGCAGGUUCGAUUCCCGCUUCCGCCAUCCUAGUCACUGCCGUUGUGUCCUUGGGCAAGACACUUUACUCACGUGCUCCCAGUGCCACCCACACUGGUUUAAAUGUAACUUAGAUAUUGGGUUUCACUAUGUAAAGUGCUUUGAGUCACUAGAGAAAAGCGCUAUAUAAAUAUAAUUCACUCACUCACUAUUGCACUUCUCCAUCUGCUUUAUACACUUGAACUACUCUGGUGACUUGAUCCUUAAAUUGUCUUGAGCUGAGUUCAUGCAGCAACCUACUGUUUUAAAUGGGCCUCCAUUUUAUAAAUUGAUUUCAAUUCAUUUCAAUGGGCGACGUUGGUCACAGAACCAAUUCAAAUCAAUCAAAUCUUCCAAUCAGCUGCGCAGUGAUGUGUGUAGCUGUGCAUAGAAGAGUAGUAGUGUGGCGGUCCAACGAGUGGAGAUAGGAGAAAUUCACUUUGGCCACCUGGUAUCCUCCCCAGUCAGUAGAGGGGGCACACAGCAGAAAAGCGGCUGAUCAAAAGGGUCUAUUUAAAGUCUUGAGUAUAUAAAUAAGUUUUAAGAUGGGACUUAAAUGCCUGUACGGAAGUGGCAUCUCAAACUGUUGCUGGUAGGGCAUUCCAGAGUACUGGAAAACGCUCUCGAGCCUGCAGACGUUUUGCUUAGUAGGGGACCUAGAUUUCGGGACGAAACGUAGGGUACAAUACAAUCAGCAAUAUAAGAUGGUGCUAAACUGUUUAGUAUUUUGUACGUAGAUAAUAAAACCUUAAAGUUGUCAGCGUUAUUAGUUGACGAACCCCAUGAUGCAGAGAAGGAGGCAGGCAUUGAAUGGGAAAACAUGAUUUAAUUUAAAUAAUAGAACAAGAACAAACCAAAAGCGCGCACACGGGCAGAAUAACAAACUAAGGGUCUUUAGCAUAGAAGCUAGCAAGAAACAAAAAAUUACUUAGCGGUGAGGCUAGCAGGUAGCAAACAGGAAAAACUGGAAAUGGCUAAUGCUAACAGAAACAGCUUACCGCUACGACGACCAGGACAAAAUGUAGCACGACAGGUAGUAGUUGUAACAAAACGACACGACCGGUAGCACGACAAGAGUGACAUGUAGCAACGACAAUACAAUGAUCCAGCAACUGACACAAGACAAAGCAGGUUCACAUAGGAGCGGGCUGAUUGGCAACGGGUGUGGCCAGGUGCCAAUCAGCCGCAAUGGAGGAGGAACACAGCACUCAGGGAACAAGACAGGAAGCUGACAAAAUAAGAGCACUACACAGGAACUAAAGACAGGAGAUACUAAACACAGAGGAUACAGACAAAUGCAGAGGAAAAAACUAAAACAUAGACAAACUGUCAGGGGAAAGCCUGACAAAAGUCAUAUAUAAAGUUCACAGGAAGCCAGUGCAAGUGAGCCAGUAUAGGUGUAUAAUUUAUAUCAGUAUAUCAGUAGAAGCAUUUAAGUCUCACCUUAAAACUCAUUUGUAUACUCUAGCCUUUAAAUAGACUCCCUUUUUAGACCAGUUGAUCUGCCGUUUCUUUUCUUUUUCUUCUAUGUCCCACUCUCCCGUGUGGAGGGGGUCCGGUCCGAUCCGGUGGCCAUGUACUGCUCGCCUGUGUAUCGGCUGGGGACAUCUCUGCGCUGCUGGUCCGCCUACGCUUGGGAUGGUUUCCUGCUGGCUCCGCUGUGAACGGGAAUCUCGCUGCUGUGUCUUGGAUCCUCUUUGGACUGGACUCUCGCGACUGUGUUGUAUCCAUUGUGGAUUGAACUUUCACAGUAUCAUGUUAGAUCCGCUCGACAUCCAUUGCUUUCCUCCUCUCUAAGGUUCUCAUAGUCAUCAUUGUCACUGACGUCCCACUGGGUCAUUAUUGUCACCAAUGUCCCACUGGGUGUGAGUUUUCCUUGCCCUUAUGUGGGCCUACCGAGGAUGUCGUGGUGGUUUGUGCAGCCCUUUGAGACACUAGUGAUUUAGGGCUAUAUAAGUAAACAUUGAUUGAUUGAUUGAUUAUAUAUGUAUGUAUAUAAAGGUACAUAUAUAUAUAUAAUCCAUCCAUCCAUCAUCUUCCGCUUAUCCGAGGUCGGGUCGCGGGGGCAGCAGCCUAAGCAGGGAAGCCCAGACUUCCCUCUCUCUAGCCACUUCGUCUAGCUCUUCCCGGGGGAUCCCGAGGCGUUCCCAGGCCAGCCGGGAGACAUAGUCUUCCCAACGUGUCCUGGGUCUUCCCCGUGGCCUCCUACCAGCUGGACGUGCCCUAAACACCUCCCU